Messenger RNA from Spea bombifrons (plains spadefoot toad), 875 nucleotides. It is a transcript of the gene GHRH, whose product is annotated as growth hormone releasing hormone. Gene Ontology annotation, molecular function: growth hormone-releasing hormone activity; neuropeptide hormone activity; peptide hormone receptor binding. Gene Ontology annotation, cellular component: perikaryon; extracellular region; terminal bouton. Gene Ontology annotation, biological process: positive regulation of multicellular organism growth; adenylate cyclase-activating G protein-coupled receptor signaling pathway; growth hormone secretion. Bases 122 to 571 code for a protein of 149 amino acids. The transcript has 6 exons. Lineage: Eukaryota; Metazoa; Chordata; Amphibia; Anura; Pelobatidae. The record is from RefSeq and is a predicted model, not a curated record.
CCGCUGGCUGCCGCUGCACGUACCCAAGGAGAGGAGGCGACCGUGACCCCCAAAAUCCUCAUCCUAGAGGAGAGCAGAGGACGAGGAGGGACAAGAGGAUCCGUUAACCCCGACACUGACGAUGCACCUGUUCCUUUACCUGGUGCUGUUUCAGGUCGGAUGGGGUGUUCGGUGCAACGUGCUGUACCCGGAUUUCAACAGUUAUAAGCAAAACCCUAAACCCAUCAGAGAGCUCCGUUUCCAGACCGUGGCCGGGGGUCCCGUGCAGAGUAAUGACUGGUCAAUGGACGAGCAGGAAGGCGACUUUGUGAGAGGGCUUUCUGAAAACAGGAUGGAGAGACACGUGGAUGCCAUAUUUACCAACACGUACAGAAAGUUCCUGGGACAGAUCUCGGCAAGGCGCUACUUACAAAACAUGAUGGGAAAACGGUUGGGGCAAGAAGGUCUGGAUGGGAAAGGACAAGAACCAGGCGACAACGACAGGACACUCAGGGACGCCUUACUGGCAGCCCUGAGGGACAGUGACGUUCCAGAAAGGAGAGAAGAGCAGCCUCAGUAUUACCGGCUGUGACUGCGUCUCCCCUGUCUGAAGCGAUAAAAGGGGAGCCGUACAUUCUAGAAGAACCAUUACGACCGCGCCGCUUGAUUCUCCUGGCACCAGAAGCUGCUGCAAGAACGAACGCUGGUGGGGAAAGUAAUGCCCCCCCCCCCCGAUUGCUUGGCGCUGAUAACUUAUUCAGGAAGGCAAACCAGGGGCUUUAAGAUACUUUCUGCUGUGUUUGGAAAUUCCAUUUAUGCAUUCUAUUCAACGUCCAUCCGUGUGCCAUCAAAUGGUUAAUGUGUAUAUAUAUAUAUAUAUAUACACACGAGAUCUG